UCUUGGAUCAGUAGCGCAGUGGCAAGCAAGGAAGGAGGGUGGUUCGCGCGCGCUAUAAUCUAACUCCCUUUUUUUUCUGUCGUUCUUGAGGACGUGUGCGUGUCUCCUCGCGUAGUGGGGUGGUUAGAUCGAGGAGGUCCUCUCACUCACUCUUUUUCUCUCUUUCACUCUCUCUCUCUCUCUCUCUCUCUCUCUUGCAGUCGUGCUUUCGCGUGUGUGCCCAAAAAAAAUGUAACAUGGCGAUGGUCGCGUCGAAUAUGAGCGGCCACAUACAAAAGCAACUCACCAGGAGCCUCGAACGGAUCCUGGAGGAGGCUCAUCUUAGUGGCGAGUUGAAGUUAAGCGGCAGGAAGCUCAAGGAUUUUCCAAAAGUCGGCAAACCUGGCGCUGCCAAAUAUAAUCUGCAGGAUACAGUGAUAGCCGAUCUUUCGAAGAAUCGCUUUGUCGAGCUGCCAGAAGAGGUCACGGAAUUUCCUUUCCUCGAGAAACUACAUCUUUACCACAAUGCCAUAAGAAUCAUACCGGAAACUGUCGUGAUGCUUCAGUCAUUAAACUACCUCGAUCUUAGUCGAAAUCAAUUGACGUCACUACCUCGAGAAAUCUGUAGGCUACCUCUUCAGACGUUAUUGGUCGCACACAACAGAUUAGCAUCCCUACCAGAUGAGUUAGGGAGGAUGUCGGCUCUUGCAGAACUGGAUGCAGGUUGCAACGAAAUCGCGACACUUCCACCUCGUAUAGGUGACCUUGCACGACUCAGAUCCCUAGACCUGAGGAGCAACUUGUUGGUGCACCUGCCUAUAGAACUUACGUACCUGAGGCUCGUGAAGCUGGAUAUUAGCGGUAACCGGAUAUCUGUGCUUCCAAACGAAAUGAGAAAGAUGAAAAGCUUGGUAGAUUUUAAGCUCUCCGAUAAUCCUCUGACCUCGCCGCCUGCUUCGUUAUGCAUUCGCGGGCGAACGCACAUCUUCAAGUACUUGGAGAGGCAGGCGGCGAAGCACGAGAGGGCGAGAGGAGGACGUGCAAGAAGAGGACCUCUGGAUGCUCGGGGUCAUGCAACCUUGGACACCAGAUCUCAUAGGCGCCAUAACGUUGACAGUGGUUACAGUACGAGCGAUGGGGUUGACAAACGUUGGUCCCAAGAAAUUCAUAGCGCGGUGCACGACGGUGAGGUACGGGGUUUAUGGCGUCAAGAGUGUUCACCGCUUUCCAUAACGUUGCCACACGAAACCGGAAUAAAUGGAUCCUGCAGUGGCACGUCUACACCGAGUACGAUUUCACCGGGUGAACAUACGUCCUUGGAGGACGAGCUGGGCAAGGCCAUGAUACUUCACGAUCAGCUGGAGAAGAGGAGGUUGGAGAGAAGCACUUCCGAGAAUGGCGCGGACAUAAGAAGACCGAUGACCUCUGGCCUCCAUCAUACGUCUAUCACGCCACCGGGUCCCUUGGAAACGACGCAUACGAGCCAGUCUCAACCAAUUUCAACGACUCAGUCGGUGCAGCCAAUCCAGGCUACGAGCAAUUCAACGUCGCUAUUGAAUGGGGAUGAUAAGAGGCCGUUAAAUCACAUCCAAACGUACAGGGAAUACAAGGAAGCAUUGAGGCAACAAAGGGCCAACGAGGGUCCAAGUGUUUACAGACCAAGGGAACAGGUGACACCUCCGGGCAACGAAUCGCAGAACAACGAGACUGACUCGAAUGGAGCCAAGGAGGGCAUUGCCCUUACUGGCAAGCAAAUAUUCAACGAGGAAAAUGCGACGAAGAGGCCGGUGCAAAAGGUCACGCCCUCGAGGAUAAAUUAUCAAAAUACACCUAUCAUCAAUGGUAGCAAUAACGAGUACAAUAAUAAAAAUGGAAAGUAUCACGAGCAGCCUUACAAAAAGCCAAAUUCGCCUAUCAAAACGUCGAGCAGUAUAAUGUCGAAUAAUACCAGUCCUGGACAUACUCCGAGAUUAGUCAAAACAGCUGUUGGCUAUGUCGAAGGUAACAAAAGUCCAAGCAGAAAUGGCGGAAGUCCUAAGUCGUCGAGAUCCGUUACGUGGAAUAGCAAUUUGCCGGAAAAGUACUCGUUCACAAUGAGGAGAGAGUUCGAACGUGCCAAAGAGGAAGCCGAUUUGAUCGAACAACUCAGGAACCAUAUAGAAACGAGACUGAAAAUGGCUUUACCGGAAGAUCUGGCGCCAGCAUUGACCGAUGGCGUCGUACUUUGUCACUUGGCGAAUCACGUAAGGCCACGAUCGGUAGCCAGCAUACAUGUCCCAUCACCGGCCGUACCUAAGCUCACAAUGGCAAGAUGCAGACGUAACGUUGACAAUUUCUUGGAGGCCUGUCGAAAAAUAGGCGUUGACGAGGAGGUGUUAAUGGACGCGGACGCAAUCAUGGACGUGGGUUACAUGGACGCGUACGGGCUCGAGGCUCUGGCACGUCUCGUCUCCGCUCUUCUCCUUCUUCCUGAAGAAGUUGAGAGAGGCAAUGAAGAGCCGGCCGCAGGUUCACCCCGUACGAUUCAGGACCGCGUCUUGUCCGCGAUGCUUUUUGCAACAUUCCUAACCACCCUGGUUCUGCUCUAUCUCUUCCCGAUUCCCGACUAAAAAAGCAAGAGAGAAAGAGAAAGAGAGAGAAAGAACAAGAGAGUGAA
Messenger RNA from Vespula pensylvanica (western yellowjacket), 2635 nucleotides. RefSeq names its product leucine-rich repeat and calponin homology domain-containing protein-like (gene Lrch). Gene Ontology annotation, molecular function: protein binding. The coding region runs from base 237 to 2588 and encodes 783 amino acids. The record is from RefSeq and is a predicted model, not a curated record. Lineage: Eukaryota; Metazoa; Arthropoda; Insecta; Hymenoptera; Vespidae. The transcript has 13 exons.